This is a messenger RNA of Chelmon rostratus (copperband butterflyfish), 4666 nucleotides long. It is a transcript of the gene srrm2, whose product is annotated as serine/arginine repetitive matrix 2. The transcript has 14 exons. Lineage: Eukaryota; Metazoa; Chordata; Actinopteri; Chaetodontiformes; Chaetodontidae. The record is from RefSeq and is a predicted model, not a curated record. The coding region runs from base 182 to 4246 and encodes 1354 amino acids.
GUUCGUUCUUUAGUUGGGUAUCAGACCAGUUAGCUGAGCUAACUAGCCACAUUUCUACAAGUUCUAAAGACGCGGUUGUUGUGGGGUCUGUUUCGGCGUCUGGUUCUACAGGACAUUAUUGAUCGCCAAGACCCUUCCGACAUCGUUUUCCCUCCGCUCCCGGAGGAAUUACUGCAGAGCCAUGUACAAUGGGAUUGGCCUGACGACUCCGCGGGGCAGCGGCACCAAUGGCUACGUGCAGCGCAACCUGUCCAGCCUGCGGGUCAAACGGCCGCGGGACGAGCGCGGCGGCGAGCGGGACGAGAAGGACCGGGAGAGGCUGGAGAGUCAGCUCAACAGGCAACCCAACGCUGACAUCCUGGAGCACCAACGCAAGAGGCAGCUGGAGGUCAAGUGUGCUGAGCUGCAGGACAUGAUGGAGGAGCAAGGGUAUUCAGCUGAGGAAAUCGAGGAGAAGGUGAACAGUUUCCGUAUGAUGCUCCAGGAGAAGCAGGAGCCGGCUGCCACCACUAAUGAAAGACCAACGGUGACAGAGACUCAUGCUCUGGCUGCAGCCAACCAGCAGAAGAAUGACCGACUUCGCGCCGCUUUUGGCAUCGCCAGCGACUACGUGGACGGCUCGUCCUUCCACGCUGACCGCAAGGAGAGAGAAAAGGAGAAGCGAGAGCAGGAGCGCCUGGAGAGGGAGAGGCUGCAGCAGCAGAAAUAUACGUUGGUGGAAGAUUCAGACAAUUCAGAUUCUCCUCCCAAGAAGCGCAGUCGGAAGAAGAAAAAGAAAAACAAGAACAGAGACAGCAGCUCGGAGAGUCCCUCCUCGUCUCCCCGACGAGAGAAGAAGAAAUCAAAAAAGAAGAAAAAGAAGCGUGAGGCGUCAGAAGACGAGGAAGAAGAAGACAGUUCCUCAGAUGAGAAGCAGAAGGUGUCAAAGAAGAGAAGAAAGAAGAGCGAAAGUUCAAGUCCUCCAAAAGCAAAGGCUGUGCGACACAGGAGUGUCUCCUCCAGCUCUGCUCACAGCCAAUCUCCAGCUCCACUGAGAUCACGCCAACAGGACCAAAGUGCAAGAAAAGCGGAUGAAGGAAGAAAGGGGAGAUCACCAGACAGGAGGAGACGGGGCUACGAGGAGCACAGCCCCCAUCAGAGAGGCGAAGGAAAGAGGCCCAAUGCUGAGAGAGAAAAAGAGCGACCGAGUGAGACGGAGAGGACCUCCGCCAAGAGGAGACACGACUCCUCAUCCCCUUCUCCACCUCCACAGACAGAAAAAAGCCGGGACACGGAGAGAGGGAGAAGAUCCAGGAGCAAACAGAAGGAGAGUGAGAAAGGGAGGCACUCCAGAAGCAGAGAGAUGGAGAAAAGGAGGCGUUCCAGGAGCACAGAAAAGGAGAGAGGAAUGAGCUCCAGAAGCAGGGAGGUGGAGAAAGGAAGACGAUCGAGGAGCAGAGAAAAUGAGAGGGAGAGGGGGAGGCGUUCAAGGAGCCGAGAAAACGAUAGGGAUAGAGGGAGGUGUUCAAGGAGCAGGGAGGUGGAGAAAGGGAGGCGAUCAAGGAGCCGAGAAAACGAUAGGGAGAGAGCGAGGCGUUCGAGGAGCAGGGAGGUGGAGAAAGCAAAACGUUCAAGGAGCAGAGAAAAUGAUAGGGAGAGAGGGAGGCGCUCCAGAAGCAGAGAGGUGGAGAAAAGGAGGCCUUCAAGGAGCAGGGAGGUGGAGAAAGGGAGGCGUUCAAGGAGCAGAGAAAAUGAUAGGGAGAGAGGGAGGCGCUCCAGAAGCAGAGAGAUGGAGAAAGGGAGGCGUUCCAAGAGCAGAGAAAAGAGGUAUAAAGGAAAGGAGAGCGCUCCUCAGAGGACCAGACGUGACUCCUCCUUAUCCCCUUCUCCUUCUCCUCCUAGGAAGGAAAGGAGCAGAGACACUGAAUGGGAAAAAGACAGAAAUAAACAUGACAAAACGACGAGACACGACUCCUCAUCCCCCUCGCCCCCCCCUGAGAAGGGCAGGGCAAGGAGGGAGAGGAGUGGAGAAAGGCAGAGCCGGGCCGAGAGAGAUGUGCCCUCAAGGGCGUCAAACGAGAACAGGAGAGACGCUGGGAAGAGACAGGAGAGAGAGGCGUCUCCUGGCCUUCAGAAAAAUGACAGGAGAAGGGACGGACACCCGUCCCGUGAUUCCCUGUCCCCCACCUCUCGCUCACCCGUCACCAAUGGGCGUCAAAGAGAAAGGGAGGAGGGGAGGAGAAGAGAAAAAGACAAGGAGAGCGCGAAGGAGAGGGACCGGCAUCUGAGCAAGAAGAGGGAGGAAGACAGAGAUAGAGUUCAAGAAGGCAGCAGGAAGAGAGAGGAGGGUCUCCCAGCGUCCGCAGAAAGUAGGCGGGAUGGAUCGAGGCCCGCAGAGAGGAGCAGGAGACCAGAGGUGAAGGAGAACCAGGAGAAGACGAGCAGCCCCCCCAGAAAGGAGAAAUGUGAGGACAAAUCCAAGCAGUCUGAGAAGAAGAAGGAGCGCAGCAGCAGUAGCAGUAGCAGCAGCGGUAGCAGCAGCAGCAGCAGCAGCGGUAGCAGUGACAGUGACAGUGAUAGCUCCUCUUCCUCCUCCUCCUCUUCAUCUUCCUCUUCAUCCUCAUCCUCUGAAGAUGAGGGCAAAACCAAGACGGCUGGGACAGUUGGGAGGGAUAAAAGCAGUCCCUCGAAAAGUACAGCAUCAGCCAUUGGUGCUGCAGUUCAAAGAUAUUUAGCUAACGGUAGAAAGGAAAGCUCUGCGUCCGCCUCUGAAGGGGACGGACCGAGACCAGAGGGACCGAGACGAGACCAGAGGGACAGAGACUCCAGAGGAGACAAGCCCGAGAGGGAAGGACCUUCCCACCGAGCUCCCGCAGAGAGUCACCCGUCCCGGACAAAAGGUCAGGAGCGAUACAGCCCCACACAGAUGGACAGCCCCAGUCCGCCUCCCUCCCCGUCCAACAGAGUGGACGCUAGCAGAGGCAGCAGCAGGUUCUCCCCCCCUCAGGCCGAAGCAGAGAAAACAAGGUCAGAGGGAAAAGUCAGGGAAAGGGAGCGAGGGAGGGAGAGGGACGCAGCCAGGAGGCCUCCGAGGUCGAGCCCUUCAAGUAGGAGGUCCCGCUCUCCACCCAAGAAAACCUCCACCGCCUCCCCAGCCCGCCGCACUCCACCGAGGCAGUAUCAGGAAGCCCCGAGCCGAUUCAGGAGAGCCUCUCCUCCCCCCGCCUGGUCGGACCGGGACAGAGAGAGGCAGAGGGACAGGGAGAGAGAGAAGGACAGGGGACACGAGCGCAUUGUCAGGAGGAGCAGGUCCAGAAGCCCAAGAAGGCGCAGUAGAUCCAGGUCUAACAGCCCGAGGAGGCGAAGCCCCCCCAGCAGGUCCCGACGCUCUCCUUCUCCACCGCGGCGAAGGAGGAGCAGCCGCUCCCUCUCCAGAGACAGAGCAAGAGAAAGGGAGCAGGAGAGGAUCCGGCAGAGGGAGGCGGAACAAGAGAGACAGAGAGAAAAGGAGCAUCUGCCACCGAAAGCUGUUCCCCAACCCCGCAGAUCCUCUUCCUCCUCAUCGUCUUCCUCCAGCUCCUCCUCUUCCUCUUCCUCCUCACCUUCACCGCAGCGAGAGAGGAAAGACACAAAAGCACCAACGGAGAGAGACAGAAAGACGGAGCGAGAGGACGAGAAGAGAGAGGACGGAGAGCAGAAGAGUCGGUCCUCCUCUUCACAGGCUCCGCCCUCAGGCCGAAGAGGCCCCCAGUCAGAGUCCAGGCGCCCCGACGUGACCUCCAGGAGGUCUGCAGAAACCAAACAGCCGUCGCAGGGUCCGAGGAAGCGGUCCCCGGUGACGGCCCCCCAACCGUCAGACCAGACUGUCACAAGCGAGAGCGCCGUGAACGGGAAGCAGGCAAACGCCAACAAGAAAGCCAACAGGAGCAGCAGCUCCAGCUCCUCUUCCUCAUCGUCAUCCUCCUCUUCCUCCUCCUCGUCAUCCUCUUCUUCUGACAGCUCGGACUCGGAAGCGGAGCAAGGGAAAGGGAAGACAGACAGAGCUCAGAGCUCUCCUUCCUCCUCCUCCUCGUCAGAGAAUGAAAAGGAAACUAAGAAAAAGAGCCCCGCCAGGUCCGGGAGGGUGCCCGCUGAUUCGCUGAGAGACUCUCGCUCGCUCAGUUAUUCUCCUCCAAGACACAUGAGAGCGGCGCCGCCCCCGCUGAGCCACAGGAGUGGCAGCAGACAGUCACCGAGCCGCUCGUCGAGCAGCAGACGAAGGAAAUGAGGUGACAACUCGAGACGUGUGUUUUCUCUGUUCGGCUCCGGCUGGUUUGACUUCGGCUGCGAUGCGACUCCACAGCCAGUAGAAACACGUCGGUGAAUGUCAGGGGACUCAUUUUGGUUCUGAGCAACCACACAGCUAUCAACAACGUGUUUUUUAAGAAACAAUGAGCAGAGGCUGGCUCGUACAUCUCUUUUUAUGAGUUGAAUAAGAAACACACACACUCACAGUCACAGUAACUUUAACAGCGUCCCUCUGUACCCGUACUGUUUGUUGCGUUCUACUUGUAGAUAUGAGCUGUCUGUAUUUUGGUUAUUAUGAUGUAACAGAUAUCCGGUUUCCAUUUAAUGUGAACAGAAACUGAAACGUGGAUAAUUUCUUUGUUGAAAAUGGUUAAUGAUAAUAAAAGGCAAUUGUACAUUU